This is a messenger RNA of Pyrus x bretschneideri (Chinese white pear), 2749 nucleotides long. RefSeq names its product kinesin-like protein KIN-13B. The transcript is spliced from 12 exons. Gene Ontology annotation, molecular function: microtubule motor activity; microtubule binding; ATP binding. Bases 222 to 2360 code for a protein of 712 amino acids. The record is from RefSeq and is a predicted model, not a curated record. NCBI's taxonomy places the organism in Eukaryota, Viridiplantae, Streptophyta, Magnoliopsida, Rosales, Rosaceae. Gene Ontology annotation, biological process: microtubule-based movement.
AGUUUCAAACUCUCCCUCUCUCCUCUCUCUCACUCUCUCACGCUUGUUUGUUUCCCGAGAAAACCGAAGAGAAAAAAGUUGGACAAGAAAAUCUUCCAACAACCACCACGACUGCAACAGCCAGCUUCUCUCAGACGCUUUCUGUCUCAUAAUAUAUAACUGUAUUGCUGUUUCGUGCGGACAUUGGAGUCGAUACAUUUGCAGCGCUCGAGUCGACGAAGAUGAAUGCGGUGGGGAGACAGAUGUCGCGAUCUAGUUCGUCAAUGCACCACCACCGUCGUCAGUACUCAGACCAUUUCACGGACGCGCCGUCCAAGUGGCUGCAGUCCACCAGUCUCUCACAGGACUUCGAGCUGUACGGGACGAGAAUGAGCAGGCAGAGUUAUAGAAACGGCAAUGAGCGAUCGCCACCGGACGCUUCGACGCCGCCGCCGAUUCCGUUGCGCUCGUCGAGCAUGAGAAGGAACGGCGACGAUCGAGUUUCGCCGAGUGAGCUCAGCCCUGGCUUGCUUGAUAUUAAUUCAUUUGACACUGAGCUAUUACCUGAGGCUACGAGCAGAUCACGAAUUUUGCCUGAGAAUAGUCUUCUCAAGAGUUUCUCAGCAGAUAAAGAAAGGGGCAAUACUAGUAAUGUUGCUAAAAUCAAAGUUGUGGUACGCAAGAGACCACUAAAUAAAAAGGAAUUUGCGAAGAAAGAGGAAGACAUUAUCACAAUCGAACCUCAUUCUAACGCUCUCACGGUUCAUGAAACCAAGCUUAAGGUUGACUUAACAGGAUAUGUUGAGAAACACGAAUUUGUUUUUGAUGCUGUGUUGAACGAAGAUGUUUCAAAUGAUGAGGUAUACUUUGAAACGGUGGAGCCAAUAGUUCCAUUGAUUUUCCAGCGAACAAAAGCGACUUGCUUUGCAUAUGGGCAAACAGGCAGUGGGAAGACUUAUACUAUGCAACCACUGCCCCUUAAAGCAUCCCAAGAUAUUCUAAGAUUAACGCUUGAUACAUACCGAAACCAAGGUUUUCAGUUAUUCGUUAGUUUCUUCGAGAUAUAUGGUGGGAAACUUUUUGAUCUCCUAAAUGAUCGAAAAAAGCUUUGCAUGAGGGAAGAUGGUAAGCAGCAAGUGUGCAUCGUCGGUUUGCAAGAGUACAGGGUGUCAAAUGUGGAGACGGUCAGGGAGUUUAUUGAGAAAGGAAAUUCCACAAGAAGUACUGGUACUACCGGUGCGAAUGAGGAGUCUUCCCGAUCACAUGCUAUACUUCAGCUUUGUGUAAAGAGAUCAGCUGAUGGAACUGAAACAAAGCCCGCCCGGCUUGUAGGCAAGCUAUCUUUCAUAGACCUGGCUGGAAGUGAACGCGGUGCAGAUACUACAGAUAAUGAUAAACAGACAAGAAUGGAAGGUGCUGAAAUUAAUAAAAGCUUACUUGCCUUAAAAGAAUGCAUCAGAGCUCUCGACAGUGACCAAGGCCACAUUCCUUUCAGAGGGAGUAAGUUGACUGAAGUUCUUAGAGAUUCAUUUGUCGGUGAUUCACGCACCGUUAUGAUAUCAUGCAUUUCACCAAGCUCGGGAUCAUGUGAGCACACUCUCAACACACUAAGAUAUGCUGACAGGGUGAAGAGUUUAUCAAAAGGGGGCGGCUCCAAAAGGCAUCAAUUGACUUCGUUGUCAAACCUUAGAGACUCAACCACAAUGCCCUUGUCUUCGUCUUUGCCAAAUGACACAACCUUUGAAGAUGACAUGACUUAUGUCCCUACUGAACAGAGCAGCUUUGGUUGGUCCAAACAGAUUACUGAGAGAGAACCCUCUGCAAAAAUGAACGCAGAUCGUAUACCUAGCGGGAGGGCGGAAGGAAAUUUUUCUACAUCUGUAUCAAAUUAUUACAAGGCUCCAAUAGGUGGUAGAAAUGGCAUAGGCAAAGAUGAUUUUGACUACCCCGAGCAGACCUAUGAACAAGCAAAACCAUCACGGGGAAAUAGUAAGAAGGUAGAAACCUACCAACAAUCAGCUCUCGAAGAAAAGCGAAAGAUUGGUAGUCAGAUGAAAUGGACAGAUAUACCUGAUAUUGAGGCUAUGAACUCUCAUUCUGAAGAUGAUCUUAAUGCUGUUUUACAGGAGGAAGAAGACCUUGUAACUGCUCACCGAAGACAAGUAGAGCAUACGAUAGACAUUGUUAGGGAGGAGAUGAAUCUGCUGGUUCAAGCUGAUCAACCAGGCAACCCGAUUGAUGAUUAUAUAUGCAAAUUGAAUGCCAUACUUUCUCAGAAGGCUGCAGGAAUUCUUCAACUGCAGGCUCAGUUGGCUCAAUUCCAGCGGCAUCUGAAUGAUCACAGCGUUUUAGUAUCUUCUUCUUCUUCGUCAAGUAACUAAUACAAUUUGGGAGUUGGGUAUGAUGAUUCUUUCUCUUCUUGUGCGAGGUUUGGUUUCGGCCCUUGUUUAUUUAUUUAUUUGUUCCGACUAUCUAGCGUUGUUGGCUCUUCAUAACAGUUCCGCGGCAGUGUGUGAUUACAGAAAAAGCUUUUGCUUGAGUUGCUUAAAUUUCUCUAAAUAUAUGAAAACCAGAUACCCGAAAACAGCUUGUUUCGGGUAGGUGGUUGGUUCUUGGUUCUUUUCGUCUUAACAGUAUUUAAAAUCGUUUGAAAUUGUGAUCAUUGAGGAAUGAGAGAGAUACAUGAAAUCAUAUGCAUGUUUUGUAAAGAUUUAUGGCAGUGUAAUUUAUCAAACUAAAUUAUGAAAACCCUGAAUUCUGAGUUGCUCUA